UUAUUGUUGUUGAUUAUACAGGACUUCUAUUCACAUCCUUUGCUAGUCAGUUUCAUCAAAUAGUCAUCAGUUACGGUUUUAUAGUAGGUCUAGGAGUUAGUUUUGUUCGUGAUGCAUCAACCCUAAUGGUGGCGCAGUAUUUUAAACGUAAAAGAGAACUUGUAGAGGUUGUUGUUGUAGCUGGGAGUGGGUUGGGUAUUAUUAUUAUCAGUGUAUUCAUGAGAUCAACACUAAAGGAGGUCGGAUGGAGAUUAGGCCUUCAAGCUAUUACAGGUGUAUGUACAAGUUGUUCUAUUCUGGGGAUCUUCUAUAGAUCAGCCACCCUCUAUCAUCCACAGAGAAGAGCAAUUCUUCAUCUUAAAUCUCAAAAACGAAAAAUAAAGGAUAAAAACAAAGCUCUGGAGGAAAAGUUGCCAUUUUUUGAUUUUUCUUCACUUCGUUCCAGAACCUUCCAGAUUAUUCUACUUUCUACAUCCAUAUCUUCAUUUGGAAUAUUUACUCCAUUCAUUCUAUUGGUUUACCACGUGGAAGACAAGAGAUUAGAGAUUGCGGCAUUCUCUGCAGUACAAACUCAUCUCGGCUCCUCCUGGAUUCUAGGAGUCCUUAUUUUUGGUUUUAUUAUGCUUUGCUCUUCCAGGGAGUGUCACAUUGGAAGACAGUAUUUGUGCCAGCUGGGUAUGUUGGUGUCUGGAAUCUCAAUACUAGUGUUCGCCUCCUUGAAGGGGGAGCAGGGGUUCCUCCCUUGUAUCUGGGUCUUUGGAGUAUUCUCCGGAGGUUACCAUUACUCCCUCAAGAUGUAUGUUUUCGAGAAGGUUCGAGCAAGGAACUUUGCUCGGGCCUGGGGAUUUCUGCAAGCCUCACAGUCAGUCCCUGUUCUUUUUGGAGUACCUUUAACCCAGUAUUUAAACAACGGCUGUGAAUCAAGAGCUGGGUUCUACUUCAGCGGUGUCUGUAUCUUAACUGGUUUUCUCACCAUGUUUCUAAUUAACGUUCACAAGAAUCAGCUGCGCCGACUUAGGCACAGCAGGCACGUGCAGCGGCAUGGUACUUCUGUUAAAUCCACGAGUACAAAGGCGAGUGAUGACUCAUUCCUGACCCCAGGUCCGGAUCCGUUGAUACGGCGGCUUUCAUUUGAGGGGGAUGAGGAUGAUCUUGAUAUUCUGCCAGCUAUGGCGCUACUUCACAACCAGCAGUUUCUACAGGACAUCAUGGGAUCGUGUAUUGCUAGACAAUAUUACUAGCUGUGCAGCAGUUGACAACUAUCUAAUGCUGGAUGAAUACGAACAAAAUCUUAUAAAGGAGCAUGAGGGUCCUGUUAGUAAACGAAUAAGGAAAUGGAGUCUUGCCAAGCAACAAUCUCAGGGACAGUGGGCUGAUGGAGGUCAGAGGUUGUCUGGAGGCCGUCUUGGAGUAGAUAGGGGACGUUUAGACGAAGAACAGGAGACCGAAGCAGGACAAGUUGCUGAAAAAAGAGACAAAGUUUUAAAAAUAAAACCUGGUCAAAUAUUUACAACUAGAGCUAUCACCACCAUUAUUGAGGAUGAGGGUUAAGAAAUAGUCUAGUUUUUUUAUUAAUAGAUUAUUUAUUUUAUUUUGUAUGUUCUCUUCAAAAAACAACUUGCUGCUGCCAUCCCUUUUUUGUCAUUCAUGUAAAAAGAACAAAUAAUUACAAUUUUUAGAAAAAGUUUUAUGUUUUCUCAAAAUAUUUUCAAUAAUUAAAAUGAUGCUUUAAAUCUCUCAUGUUUUUGAAGUUUUUUGAUCAGAACUCCAAUGCAUUUUUUUCAAUGUUAAAAGUAUGUAUUGUUCAUUUUGCCAAAAUGUAAUUCCACAAUUUUGCAGAAAACUAUGGAUACUUGCCAAUUUUAAUAAUUUGCAAACUAUAUAAAGAUUAAUGUUACAUUUGUCAGAUCUAUAUACAGGGGGUUUCUUAGAAACUAAGUAGAUAAAAUAUUCCUAAAAAAAGGCUUUAUAACGACCCUGAUCUUUAUUGUUAAACGAACCCUAAACA
Messenger RNA from Eurytemora carolleeae, 2008 nucleotides. RefSeq names its product monocarboxylate transporter 10. Lineage: Eukaryota; Metazoa; Arthropoda; Copepoda; Calanoida; Temoridae. Gene Ontology annotation, molecular function: monocarboxylic acid transmembrane transporter activity. The record is from RefSeq and is a predicted model, not a curated record.